Molecule: messenger RNA, 216 nt
Organism: Aspergillus mulundensis
Lineage: Eukaryota; Fungi; Ascomycota; Eurotiomycetes; Eurotiales; Aspergillaceae
Exons: 3
Coding region: 1-216 (71 amino acids)
Source: RefSeq, a predicted model, not a curated record
AUGGAGACCGCCAAGAACAUCGUCAACUACGUCAGCGAGACCGUCCAGCAGGCCGGCGCCACCGCCUCCAAGGAGGUCAACAAGGACGUGGCCAAGGACAGCAACGUCGAUGUUAGCACCCGUGCCACUGCCGCCAAGGACGCCCUCUUCGACAAGAAGGACGAGAAGGUCCACGAGGCUCAGGCUGAUGUCCACAAGGAGGCUGCUCAGCACUAG